Molecule: messenger RNA, 339 nt
Organism: Staurois parvus
Lineage: Eukaryota; Metazoa; Chordata; Amphibia; Anura; Ranidae
Source: the annotation of a GenBank genome assembly
AUGGCCCCAUCUUCAUACUGUUCUGUCUUUCAGAGGACUGGAGGACUAUUUGGGCAGGAAGACAGUUUUCAUGCUGGACCUGUCAGCCCUCUGCAAACAACAAUUACCAGCCAAACACGACCCUUAAGAUUUUCGGAAGCUGGGAGUGAAGACUUGGAUUCUCCUGUAUUCUACCAGAACCUGGUAUUUUUCCCUCCACCAAGAAGGAACCGUAACACAAACAACAGCACGAUUUCAAGGGGGUUAGACCAGAGGCGCACAACUCCAGAUUUUGAAAGAGUACAACAAAUUGAAGAACAGUGGGAUACCAACAGUACCAUAAGCCAGACAACAAACUGA